Molecule: messenger RNA, 1997 nt
Organism: Anguilla anguilla (European eel)
Lineage: Eukaryota; Metazoa; Chordata; Actinopteri; Anguilliformes; Anguillidae
Product: tetraspanin-18-like
Exons: 9
Coding region: 387-1163 (258 amino acids)
Cellular component (GO): membrane
Source: RefSeq, a predicted model, not a curated record
GGGGCUGAACGCUGUCUGGGAUGUUCGUAUCGAGCGCGAGCUCGAAAGAAAGCUGUUUGCAUACCAAUCGCCCUGGAAGAAGGCAUGACCAAAUUGGGGCUGCGAUACUUCAGGCUCUGGAAUGUAUUAGCUGAAAGUUGAAGCUUGCGGGACACAUAUUUUGCUUCUUGAGCUGUUUUCGGCCCGUUGUUUUAUCUGUGAAGAUAGUUGAUUUCAACCUCGAAGAAUCCGCUACCUGACACUUUUUGGAGUAGUUAUUGCCCGGAUCGCGCACGGUUGAGGACUAAACUGCAUUUUGGGGCUAAUGAAAAGGGGCGAGGACUGGGCGCAGCGAAGAGUCUACGAGCUUCACCCCUGACCCGACGGAGAGACAUUUUCAGGUACAUAUGGGGCACGGAGAGGUUUUGGCGAGAGGGACGGCCAUGGAGGGGGACUGCCUCAGCUGCAUCAAGUACCUGAUGUUCGUCUUCAACUUCUUCAUCUUUCUGGGCGGCUCCUUCCUGCUGGGGGUGGGUAUCUGGGUGCUGGUGGACCCCACCGGCUUUCGGGAGAUUGUGGCCGCGAACCCCCUCCUCUUCACGGGCGCUUACAUCAUCCUGGCGCUGGGGGGCAUGCUGUUCCUGCUGGGCUUCCUGGGCUGCUGUGGGGCCAUCCGCGAGAACAAGUGCCUCCUGCUGUUUUUCUUCAUGCUCAUCCUCAUCAUUUUCCUGGCAGAGCUUGCCGCCGCGAUCUUGGCCUUCAUAUUCCGGGAGCAUCUGACCAGAGAGUACUUCACCCACGAGCUCAAGAGGAAGUACCAGGGCUACAAUAACACCGACGUGUUCACCUCCACGUGGAACGCCAUCAUGACCACGUUCGGAUGCUGUGGGGUGAACAGCCCGGAGGACUUCGAGGACAGCCUCUUCAGGCUCAUGAACCCGAACGAUGUGGUGCCGGAGGCCUGUUGCCAGAGGAACGAUCACCCUGGAGACGGAGCCCACAUUAGCCGGGAGGAGUGUCUCAUGGGCAGCAUGCUGUUCCGCAACAACAAGGGCUGCUACUCAGCGGUGGUGGACUACUUUGAGACGUACAUCUAUUUGGCCGGAGCCCUGGCCAUUGUGGUGCUGACAAUUGAACUCUUCGCCAUGGUGUUCGCGAUGUGCUUGUUUAGAGGGAUCCAGUAGAAUGGCCGCACUGUACAGGAGGACUUUUCAAAAGGGAAAUUGUGGUGAACGGAAAAAAAAAACAAAACAAUUCUUGUAAAAUAUGAAGGAGACAUCUUUAAUGUUGUUCUUUUUUACAAAGACAAAUUGGAAAAGAAAAAAAAAAGAAAGAAAGAAAAAAAAAGGUUGACAGUGACCGAAACGAUUCGUACUUCUCAGCUGGUCCUUUGAGGUACUGGAUACACUGUAAAGGAAAAAAGACUGAAAUGAAAAAGCAAGCAAGCAAGCAAAAAAAAAACAAAGAACACACAGAAGACAAAAAGCAACAAAAAGCGAGUUUGAGAUACGAGCGUCCGGAGUCCUGAUGUCGUUGAGCGGACCAGACGAAGCAGGAAACUGCCGAGUCCCCAAAGCAGGAGAACAAGGAGAGCACGGAGAGCAAGGCACUGCACUGACCCUUGGAUGAAGAAUAUUUAUACUGAUGGAAGUUGGCUUUAGCUGUAUAGACGUACGUGUUUGAGUACCGUGGCUGUACCCCACAACCCCUAACCCCCUGCCCCCCCCCCCCCCCCCUCCCCUACACACACCUGCCACUUUUGUUUUUCGCUGUAUGAAAUAAAUACCAGCUCAGAACUGUCCCAACAGAUGAUGGCUGUGUGCCCCCCCCCCCCCCCCCCCCCCCCCCCCACACACCUAAGCUUGAAGGCCAACCUCUGGUGCAUUUUUCUGUUGUUAUUGUUGUGAUUUGUUCAUCGCUAUAAUAACUGUAAUGUGACUUUAGCUGAAAUGUAUCUGUUUGCAUUUGUAUUAGAAUCUAUAAAAAGAUAUAAAUAAUAUUAAAAAGUUGUUCUGUAA